AUGCGACCGCGCAUCCUGGUGUGCCGCUCUUGGCUGAGCAAUCCGAGGCUCGCUAUUGAACAGAGGGGCACAGCUUUUCGAUUCCAUCGACGAUUAGCUCAACGCCAAUGGGCCACGACAAACUCGCCAUCCCGACCGACUCUUGCCUUCCUCACAACACCCACGGCCAAUCGCGAUGCUUGCCGCCGUACAUACGCAUCCGGACGACGCAGACAAUGGCUCAUCCACGAGGCUAAGCUUUUCGUCCGCUAUGCCACCAUCUGCGUAAUCGGCUCCCUGGCCUUCUUCACAAUAUACUACUUCAUCCUCGAGGAGAGGGUCGAGCGCGACUAUCCUACUCCCCCCGAGUGGCCCUGGAGGCUCAGGAAGCAAUUGAGAGAUGCACACAAAUGGACAGAUCCAAACCACAGGCCGGCGGUCAACUGGGUCAAGACAUUCGAGCUGGCGAGAAAUGUGUGUUUGAGUUUUGAGGACGUGAAGCGAGACGGCCACAAGAUCCCCAGACUCUCCGAGCAGGAGGAACCCGGUGCUGAGGUUCCAUGGGAGUUCAUCGCCCAUGACAUCUCCGGGAUGAGCGAGGAGUGGCGGCGGGGUUACUACGAGACAAUGAUGCUCACGGCCAAAGCCGCCGAGUAUCUAGACGGCUGGGUCCGGGACGUCACGCGCAACUUUGCUUCCGCUCCUGAAUAUGUCAUUGGGCCGUCCAACCCCAGGCCCAAGCCCAUCCCGGUCGGAGCCCCCAGGGCCCCUCGCGAGGAGGACUGCGAGCCUGCAUUCCCGCCCGCCGACCGGUACUACCUCAAGAUUUUCGCUACCAAGGGCUUCAGCACCAGGCAAAAAAUUGAGGCCGCCUUCGAGUAUGCCAACUUCCUCGAGUUCAAGCAGCGACCCGGUGGUGCGGAGCCGCUACUCAACUACGCUCUCGCAGAAGCUACACAGGGCAUGGCACAAAACGAGCUUCCAUACAACCCCAAGACCUUUGCUCUAAAGGACAAGGGCCCCGCCCCCUCUCUGAAUGUCCUCGAUGCUCUUACCACGAUCGCAAAUUACAAAGCCAGAAACGGACAGGUCUCUGAGGCGCUGCCGAUCUACAUCUCGCUGCUAAAGGCCCGUCGCGCCCUGCCAAACGAGCCGCCCCGUGGCCAGCUCCGCCCCAAGCCGAGGAGGCAGACAUCCACCCUUGGCACCAUCAUCGAGCUCUUUUCCCCUCCCGAAUACCCUCCCGCGCCUCCAGACGGCACCCGGCCUCCCUGGCGCAGUCCCGAGGAGCGCUGCCACGAGGCGUCCCUGAACCUCUACAUUGGCGAGAUCCUCUACUCGACGUCGUCAAAGGAGGACGGCCUCGCCUGGACCCGCGAGGGCGUCGACAUCGCCGAGGAGGAGCUCCGCUCCCUGCCCUCGAGCGCGAGCAAGGAGGCCGCCGCCGUGAAGCAGACCUGCCGCGAGUGCCUCCAGACCGGGCUGGACAACUGGACCGUCAUGGUGGCGAAGCUCGUCAAAGAGGAGCAGCUCGACAGGGAGAAGAGACCCGCGCCGAGCGUGCUCUCUUUCUGGAGCUCUAAGCUCCCCGAGGGCGUCGAGGGCCGGUGGGAGGCGGAGCGCUCCGUUCUGAAGGAAAGGGUCAGGCGGACCACCGAGCUUGUGGAUACCACCAAGCCUAGGGACGAGGGCUUCCUCAGGUGGUUCCAAGCUUAG
Messenger RNA from Clonostachys rhizophaga, 1695 nucleotides. The record is from the annotation of a GenBank genome assembly. Lineage: Eukaryota; Fungi; Ascomycota; Sordariomycetes; Hypocreales; Bionectriaceae.